Molecule: messenger RNA, 11117 nt
Organism: Corythoichthys intestinalis (scribbled pipefish)
Lineage: Eukaryota; Metazoa; Chordata; Actinopteri; Syngnathiformes; Syngnathidae
Gene: atp2b1a
Product: ATPase plasma membrane Ca2+ transporting 1a
Exons: 22
Coding region: 1107-4949 (1280 amino acids)
Biological process (GO): calcium ion transmembrane transport; regulation of cytosolic calcium ion concentration
Cellular component (GO): plasma membrane; intracellular membrane-bounded organelle
Molecular function (GO): ATP binding; PDZ domain binding; P-type calcium transporter activity
Source: RefSeq, a predicted model, not a curated record
UUUACAAUGCUCCCAACAAACAGUUCAGACACAUAUUCCCACAAAAAACUGCUAAAUAUACCUAUACACCAAAUUAUGAAUGCAUUAAAAAACAUUAGCUCAAACAAAAACUUAGGUGACGUUGGCCUUAACAGGGAGCGGUUGGAUUCAGCCAUGUGAAAAGAGGCAGACCAGAGGGCAGUGUAUCCACCCUAAUUAAUAAAACUAAAUGCAAACACUUUCAAAAUAAACUAUUACAAUGCCACUUUAAUUGAACGAAUACUCGGAGCAACAAAAUUUAAUUCGAAUAUUUUUUUGUAAUCAAAUUCUUGAGUUAAUCGAUUAAUCGUUGCAGCACUAGAAUUUUCUGAAAUGAUUCGUAAUCAUGCGAGCAAGCCCGUCGACGGGGGGGCAACCGGGUAUGUUGUCCUGGGCCUCAUAUAGGGGCCCCUGAAUGACCCUUAAUUUAUUUUACUUUAAAUUAACAUAUUUCUUUAUUUCAAUAAUUGUCUGAUUAAAUAUUAUGUUCUACUCGAUAUAUACUUAAAAACUUCUUAAAUAUUUCAUAUAUAUAUCCCCUCUGUCUUAGCAGAGAAUGGUUUGACCCCGCUCUAGUGCACUCAAGGCUACUCGACGUACAUGCCCUGAAGCGGGAAAUUAAAAUCUGUCAUUAUUAUAAACUCUAAACAUGGCGAGUCAUCAUAAAUCGGGUGCAAAGAAAAGAAAAAGAGAUAAAGAUCAUAGAGAAAAAGAAAUAAAGAUCAUAGAGGUGAACGAGAAAAAAUGAUGAAGGUUUUAAAAGGGGGACAGGAAGCCAGAGAAUUAGGGCUAGAGUUGGCUGUGGAUGGUGAUGUCGAUCUGACUGCAUGCUGAUCUCCGACUCUACGAGUUGCCCUCCGUCGCCAUGAGAGGCCAGGAAGACUCCGCUCUCCGAGGGCCAUGGCUGGCAUUGUAGAAGCACUGCCCCGCGACCCGCUGUCGCGUGACUCCAGCUGCCUCUGACGGCCCUAUCGCCUUUUUUAUGGGAGCUACCGCUGUGUGCGCGCUCGGGAGGAUUUAAGCUUUUCUGGGACACUUUUUGAGUUUUUCUUUUUUCUUCACUCCGAGCUUUGUAUUGGUGGGAGAAAAUGGCGAACAACUCAUACAGCGGGGUGAAGAACUCCAUUGUGGAGGCCAAUCACGAUGGCGACUUUGGCUGCUCGCUCAAAGAACUGCGCUCCCUCAUGGAACUGCGAGGCGCGGAAGGCCUAAACAAAAUCGGGGAAUCUUACGGAGACGUUCACGGACUCUGCAACCGCUUAAAAACCUCACCUACGGACGGUCUGAGUGGGCAGCCGGCAGACAUCGAGAAGCGGAAAACAGUGUUUGGGCAAAAUUUCAUACCGCCCAAAAAGCCCAAAACGUUCUUGCAAUUAGUGUGGGAGGCGCUGCAGGAUGUCACACUGAUUAUCCUGGAAGUGGCAGCCGUAGUUUCACUUGGCCUUUCUUUUUAUAGACCUCAAGAUGCCGAAAGAGAAGACUGUGGGAAGGCUGCCGGCGGCGGGGAGGACGAGCACGAGGCAGAGGCGGGCUGGAUCGAGGGCGCCGCCAUCUUGCUGUCGGUCAUCUGCGUGGUGCUGGUGACGGCGUUCAACGACUGGAGCAAAGAGAAGCAGUUCCGCGGCCUCCAGAGCCGCAUCGAGCAGGAACAGAAGUUCACCGUGGUUCGCGGCGGACAGGUCAUCCAGAUCCCCGUGGCCGAGAUAGUCGUCGGGGAUGUCGCACAAAUCAAAUACGGAGACCUUUUGCCUGCCGACGGUCUUCUCAUCCAAGGCAACGAUUUGAAGAUCGACGAGAGCUCGCUCACGGGAGAGUCUGACCACGUCAAGAAGACGCAAGAGAAAGAUUUAAUGCUGUUAUCAGGCACCCACGUGAUGGAGGGCUCAGGGAAAAUGGUGGUCACAGCGGUGGGCGUCAACUCGCAAACUGGAAUUAUUUUCACGCUGCUCGGUGCCGCGGAGGAUGAGGACGAUGAUGAUGAAGAUGAAAAGAAGAAGGAAAAAGAGGAGAAGAAGAAACAAAGAAAAAACAAGAAGCAGGAUGGUUCCAUUGAAAAUCGUAAGAAAGCCAAAGCGCAGGAUGGCGCCGCCAUGGAAAUGCAGCCUCUAAACAGCGACGAGGGAGGCGACGCGGAGGAGAAGAAGAAAGCCAACCUGCCAAAGAAAGAGAAAUCGGUCCUGCAGGGCAAGCUGACCAAACUCGCUGUACAAAUUGGCAAAGCGGGAUUGGUGAUGUCGGCCAUCACCGUGAUCAUCCUGGUGGUGCUGUUUGUGCUCAACACCUUCUGGAUCCAAAACCUGCCUUGGGUCAAGGCCUGCACACCCAUUUACAUUCAGUUCUUUGUCAAAUUCUUCAUCAUCGGCGUCACCGUGCUGGUGGUGGCCGUUCCCGAAGGCCUCCCUCUCGCCGUCACCAUCUCAUUGGCGUACUCCGUCAAGAAAAUGAUGAAAGACAACAAUUUGGUGCGUCACCUGGACGCCUGCGAGACGAUGGGCAACGCCACGGCUAUCUGCUCGGACAAGACUGGGACGCUCACGAUGAACCGCAUGACUGUGGUGCAGGCCUACGUGGCAGAGAAACACUACAAGAAGGUGCCAGACCCGGAGAACAUCCCCGCCUCCAUUUUAGAUUUCCUAAUUCUGGGAAUAGCCGUCAACUGCGCCUACACGACCAAGAUCAUGCCUCCAGAGAAAGAAGGGGGCCUGCCUCGGCAAGUGGGGAACAAAACCGAAUGUGCCUUGCUGGGAUUUUCUACCGACCUCAAACGCGACUACCAGACCAUUCGCAACGAGAUCCCCGAGGAGAAGCUACACAAAGUGUACACCUUCAACUCGGUGCGCAAGUCCAUGAGCACGGUGCUAAAAAUGGCCGACGGCAGCUACCGGAUGUUCAGCAAGGGCGCUUCGGAAAUCCUCCUGAAAAAGUGCUAUAAAAUCCUGACGGCAUCUGGCGAGUCCAAGGUGUUUCGCCCGCGAGACCGGGACGACAUGGUGAAGAAAGUGAUCGAGCCCAUGGCCUCCGAAGGACUGAGGACCAUCUGCCUCGCGUACCGUGAUUUCAGCGUGACUGACGGCGAGCCCGACUGGGACAACGAAAACGACAUCCUCACCGGGCUCACUUGCAUCUGCGUGGUGGGCAUCGAAGACCCCGUGAGGCCCGAGGUCCCAGACGCCAUCAGAAAGUGCCAGCGUGCCGGAAUCACGGUGCGGAUGGUGACCGGCGACAACAUCAACACGGCACGCGCCAUCGCCAGCAAGUGCGGAAUCCUGCAGCCCGGAGACGACUUCCUCUGCUUGGAAGGCAAAGAGUUCAACCGACGGAUACGCAACGAAAAGGGAGAGAUUGAGCAAGAGCGCAUUGACAAGAUCUGGCCCAAACUACGAGUGCUGGCUCGGUCGUCCCCAACUGACAAGCACACUUUAGUCAAAGGUAUUAUUGACAGCACCGUAUCCGAGCAGAGGCAAGUCGUCGCCGUCACAGGGGACGGCACCAACGACGGUCCCGCCUUGAAGAAAGCAGAUGUCGGCUUUGCCAUGGGUAUCGCUGGCACCGACGUGGCUAAAGAGGCCUCGGACAUCAUCUUGACGGACGACAACUUCUCCAGCAUCGUCAAAGCCGUCAUGUGGGGUCGCAACGUGUACGACAGCAUUUCCAAAUUCUUGCAGUUUCAGCUGACCGUCAACGUGGUGGCCGUCAUCGUGGCGUUCACGGGCGCCUGCAUCACGCAGGAUUCGCCAUUGAAGGCUGUGCAGAUGUUAUGGGUCAACCUAAUCAUGGACACUUUCGCCUCACUGGCUCUGGCCACGGAGCCGCCCACAGAAGCCCUGCUGUUCAGGAAGCCGUACGGCCGCAACAAGCCUCUCAUUUCUCGCACCAUGAUGAAGAACAUUCUGGGUCAAGGAGUAUACCAGCUGGUCAUCAUCUUCACACUGUUGUUUGCCGGAGAGAAAAUGUUCGACGUCGACAGCGGCAGGAACGCGCCCCUCCGAGCACCGCCCUCGGAACACUACACCAUCGUCUUCAACACUUUCGUCCUCAUGCAGCUGUUCAACGAGAUCAACGCUCGCAAGAUCCACGGCGAACGCAAUGUUUUUGAUGGCAUCUUCAACAACCCCAUCUUCUGCAGUAUCGUCUUUGGUACCUUUGUCAUCCAGAUUAUCAUCGUGCAGUUCGGAGGGAAACCAUUUAGCUGUGUGGCUCUCAGCAUCGAUCAUUGGCUUUGGUGCACUUUCCUAGGCUUUGGCUCGCUGCUGUGGGGGCAGGUCAUCUCCUCGAUACCGACCAGUCGCUUAAAAUUCCUGAAAACGGCGGGCCACGGAACCCAAAAGGAGGAGAUCCCCGACGAGGAGCUGGAGGAGCUGGACGACAUGGACGAGAUCGACCACGCCGAGCGAGAGCUACGUCGCGGCCAGAUCCUGUGGUUCCGCGGACUCAAUCGCAUUCAGACUCAGAUGGAUGUAGUGAGUGCGUUCCAGAGCGGAACUUCCUUUCAGGGGGCUCUGAGGCGGCAGGCCUCCAACUCCAGCCAGCAGCAGCACGAUAUCCGCGUGGUGAAUGCAUUCCGCAGCUCCAUCUCCCUCUAUGAGGGCCUGGAGAAGCCCGAGUCGCGGACCUCCAUCCACAACUUCAUGACCCACCCGGAGUUUCGGAUAGAGGACUCAGAGCCGCACAUACCCCUGAUAGACGACACGGACGCCGAGGACGACGCCCCCACUAAACGCAACUCUGCCAGCUCCCGCAACGCCUCGCCCGCGCCGCCCUCGCCGGCUGGCGCCGCCCCGCCUUCCCCCGGCCCCACCCUUAACGCCGCCUCCCCCAACCAGAACAAUAAUGCUGUGGAGAGCAGCAACCACCUCCUCCCGGAGACCACCAAAGCGGGCGACCACUCGGUGCCUGGCAGCCCCCUACACAGCCUGGAGACCUCCCUUUGAUCGCAGAGUACGCCCACCUCCCCGAAAGGCACCUUACCACUUUUGUACACCGAGGGAGGCGGGGGGCGAACCGGGGGGCUGCGUCGGGCGGGGGCUGGAACAACGUUGGGAGGAACCUAAUGGCUUGCGUGGAUGCUUUUAUCUUCUGGACUUGUUCUCCUUAAACCACGGCCGAACUUGGGCGCCCUCCCCCCGCCGCCCCCAUUUUUGGUUUGCCCGGCUGGACAAAGGCCUCAUUCUGGACUCUUGAUUGCAAGUGACCUGUUUUUCUUAUUCUAUUCUUACUAUUAAUAUUAUCUGAAACGCAACGACGCGAAAGAGGAGGACGAGGUCCUCACGGCUUGAAGGCGACAGAACCUUUUAGCUUCUCUUUUAACUCAUCGGCUGCCAUUGACGGUGAUGGACAUCCAACACGUGCAAAGUGGAAAGGUUGACAACGGUUGUCAGCCCUCCCUCUUUGACUGUAUUCAACGUCUACUAGUGAUAAACUACCGUAAUUUUCUGACAAUAAGCCGCGACUUUUUUCCUUCAUUUUGAUUUAUUUGGGUUCAUAGGCAACACAUGCGUCCUAGCAUGCAUUGCAGUGCAACAAAUGUAAAUAAUAAUCAAAAUUCACGUUAUGUGCCAAUUAUUCAGUGACCGUUCCAGUUGUUUCAUUAAUUGCUUGUUAUGGUAUAUGGUAACACUUUAUUUGACAGUGGCGUCAUAAGUCCGUCAUAAUUUUGACAUACUAUCAUGGGCAUUACUGAAUGCUCAUGACAGAUGUCAUUAAGUGUCAUCCGGCAAAUUAUGUUGCUAACUCCAUUUAUGUCCAGCUUGGAUCGUUUACAUCCGUUCAAAAGUGAAAUAAUUUGCCGGCAGGCGCAAAAUGACAUCUGUUAUAAGAAUUGAUUCAUGCUCAUGACAGUGUCGUGUCAUAAUUAUGACGGUCUUAUGACAGUCUUACGGUGCCACUGUGAAAUAAAGUGUUACCAAAUACUGUAAACGUAGACUUCAUAAUAUAUUGACAUGACAUGGGACGCAGAGCCAAAACGUAGGUGGCCUGUUUUCAAAAACUUCAAAUAUUUUCAAAACCAAAGCUGCUACUGACUUAAAACCAAAACGGGCAUCUACCUUAGCCAUAUAUGAGUCUCCAUGAGCAGCGGUAUCAAAAAAUUCUAAGUCGUUCCCUUAUAAAAUUCCGACUAAUUUAUUUUUAUAUUGGUAUAACAAAACUUAAAAUGGCGAUUAAAAUUCUCAGAUUUUACACUAGAUACACAAAAAUCACCAAAUGCUGCGAUAAUUACCUAUACUUUCAGGAUCAAUAGCAAUAUUUAGCAUAUCAUUUUGCCCAAAAUAGCAACUUUUUUAGUAUUUUUUUUUUUUAAAAGCUAAUCACUCAAUUUUCACAUCAGAAACUUAAUACUUGAGUAAAACAUGCAGAAUCAAUUAUAACUAUUUCAUUAAUAGAUUAUUAAUAAAUUCUAUAUGCAAUCACUACUCAUUAUAGAAUACAAUAGCUCUUUAUUGUCAUUAUAUAGUUGUAUAGUUACUGUAUAUAGUUGUAGUGAAUGAGGCUAGCGGCCGCAUGACGUAUACAGAGCUUUUCUGGUGAACAUUCUUGUGAUGUUUAAAUCCCCAAAUUCUUCAUAGAUAUGGACAUAAAACAGUCUCCAUUCUUGCUUAAAAGCAAAGAAACUGCAGUCAGCAUUAAUCUUACGUAAAUAUGUCGAAGUACAAUGCUACUCUGUUAGCGAAUGAGGCUAGCAGCCGCCUGAUGUAAACAGAGCUUUUCUGGUGAAAGUUCUUGUGAAUAAAUGCUUAAAUCCCUGAAUUCUUCAUAGAUAUGAAAGUAAAACAGUCUUGAGUCUUAGUUAAAAGAAAAGAAACCGUGCAGUUAGCGUUUAUUUUAUGUAAAUAUGUCGAAGUACAAUGCUACUCUGUUAGCGAAUGAGGCUAGCGGCUGCCUGAUAUAAACACAGCUUUCCUGGCGAAAAUUAGUGUGAAUAAAUGCUUAAAUCCCUAAAUUCUUCAUAGAUAUGGACGUAAAACAGUCUCCAUUCUUGCAUAAAAGCAAAGAAACUGUGCAGUUAGCAUUUAUCUUACGUAACUAUGUCGAAUUACAAUGCUACUCUGUUAGCGAAUGAGGCUAGCGGCCGCCUAAUGUAAACAGAGCUUUUCUGGCGAAAAUUGUUGUGAAUAAAUGCUUAAAUCCCUGAAUUUUUCAUAGAUAUGGACGUAAAACAGUCUUGAUUCUUGGUUAAAAGCAAAAACGUGCAGUUAGCGUUCAUUUUACAUAGAUAUGGCAAACUAUGAUGCCAAUGCAGUAGCGGCUGAUUCACUGAUUUUUUUCCCACAACGUUUAAAAAUACAUGCAUGGUAUGAUAAUUAUAACAAUCACCAUGAAUCCUCGAACAAAUCACUCCAUAGACAAUCCAUCCUGUUUGUAUGCGGUACAGCCUUCGUACUUCUUCAAAAAUCCAAGCUUAAAUCCGGCUUGGACAUGAGCGUGUGCCGUCUUUGAAAGACUUACUAAAUGAAGCUCAGCUAAGGUGUGACGCAAAGAAUGACGAAGUGUCACAUCAAGAGUUUUGAAGUCUAUGACCAUAACUAACAAUUAAUGAAACAACUGGAACAGCAACUGAAGAAAUAAUUAGCACAGAACAUGAAUUUUGAUGGUUAUUUACAUCUGUAGUGCAUCAAUGCAUGUUAAGAGGCAUGUUGGACAACAAUAGUAUUGACAGCAGGUGGCAGCUGAUGUUGACUGUCUCCCCCAAGUGAACCCAAAUGAAGCUUCUUGAAGCUUCAUGGUGGUUCAUUUGGUCUUAUGACAGUUGUAUGAUGCCGCUGUCAAAUAAAGUGUUACCAGUUAAUAUCUUUUGAUGUAAGUAUCCCAUAAUACAAUGACGACAGCUUCGGCUUAGUCCAGUGCGGCUUAUCUAUGAACAAAUGGCAUUUUCAUGUCGCAUUUGGUGGGUGGCGGCUUAUAGUAAGAAUAAUUACGGUAAUUUAAAAUCAAGACAAAAGAAUGCUGCAUGAGUUAAUUUGACAUCAACUCGUGAUUAACUAUUUCAUUUCGUUUUGGACGUCUAUCUCCGUCAAAGGCACUGCAAGAGUUAAUCUCGAUGGUGUUGUACAUUUAGCUCUUUGGCCCUCGCUAACACAAAAACUCAUUUCUGCUCCAUUUGGCUGUUAAUAUUUUGACUUAUUUAUGUUUAUGGAGGAAAAAAACAGGUCUGUUUACAAAGUUUGUAGAUACUUUUUUUCUGUUUGUAGGCAAAAGAGCUUCCUGAUGUAUGACGCGGAAAACUGGGGACAGAUUUAAGAAAAAAAAAUAUUUCAGAUACUGCUGUAUUUUCAGGAAAAAAAGGGUGUUUCUAUUGAAACUUAAGUAUUUUUGCCUGCAAGUUUUAUUUGUUAUAUAUAUUUGUAGAUAAACAUAGAAACUUCUAGCCAAACCAAUAAACACUAAGUCUUGUAUAGAGAGGAGGUCCGCCCGGCCCCCGAUGAUGUGUUUGGAGCAUCGCUAUAAAUAUUUACUCUCUAGUUUCCACGUGCACAAAACCUUCCGGGGGUUAAAAAAAAAAAAAAAUCCUCGUUUCCAUCCGUUAUCUUGUGUUCAAAGAUUUCCACAUGUUGAAAGCUUGUCACCGCAAAAAAAAAAGGGAGUCCACGUUAGCAAACACGUUCAGAACCAGGUGAACAGGAACCACAACUUGGGUUCAAUUGAGACUAAAUUACAACCCCUAGCAAAACGUAUGGAAUCACCAGUCUCGGAUGAGCACUCAUUCAGACAUUAUGUAGAACAAACUAAGAUAAAAAGCUUGAAAAAAAUAAUGAAUUGGUUCAAAAGUGCAACUUUUUAGCAUUCAGAAACACUAAAAGAAAUGAUUAAAAAAAACAUUGUGGUGGUCAGUAAAUGUUACUUCUCUAGAGCAAGUACAGGGAAAUACAGAAUCACUCCAUUCUGAAGAAAAAAAAUUGGAAUCAAUCCAUUUUGAGUAUAAAAUACAGACAAAUCCAGUCAAUUUCCCUUCCUUAAUUGAGCCCGUCUCAGAUUAGAUCUGCUCGUAAGUCAGCAGUUAAAAACAGUGCAGUUAUCACACCUUGGAGGUCUGCUGGACCAAGUAGAUUCAUAAGAAUCAUGGCUCUAACAAGAGAGAUGUCUCUUGAGACCAAGGAUUAUCAAACAUCUUGAAGAAGGUAAUGCUACACGUAUGGUUGCUAAAAGUGUGGGCUGUUCACAGUCAGCUGCAUCAAACAUCUGGACCAAGUACAAACAGCAUGGAAAGGUUGUUAAAGUUAAGCGUACUGGUAGACAUCCAAAUGUCAUGAUAAACAACUAAAGGCCAUAUGUCUUGAAAACAGAAGAUAUACAACAAGACAAAUGAAGUGGGAGGAAGCUGGAGUCAAGGUAUGUGACAGAACUGUGCUAAAUCGCCUAAAGGAAAUGGGAUUUUUAUACAGGAAAGCUAAAAGGAAACCAUCAUUGACUCUUAAACUGAAACAAGACUGGAAUGGGCUAAUGAGAGGCAAUCAUGGACUGUGAAUGACUGGAUGAAGGUUAUUUUCAGUGAUGAGUCAAGAAAAUCUGAAUUGGAUAAGGUGAUGAUGCUGGAACUUUUGUUUGGUGCCGUUCCAAUGAGAUUUACAAAGAUGAGUGCCUGAAGAAAACAUCAAAAUUCCCUCAGUCCUUGAUGAUAUGGGGCUGCAUGUCAGGCAAAGACACUGGGGAGAUGGCGGUGGUUAAAUCUUCAAUGAAUGCACAAGUUUACAUUAAAAUUUUAACUUUCUUAUCCCUUCAAUUGAAAAUAUGUCAUUUUCCAAGAUGACGAUGCAUCAUGCCACAGAGGUGAAACUGUUAAAGCAUCAUCCAGUCAAUGUCAUGGCCUGCAAGUAGCCCAGAUCUCAACCCUAUUGAAAACCUGUAGAGGGAAUUGAAAAAAAUGGUCCACAGCAAGGCUCCGACCUGCAAGGAUGAUCUGGCAACUGCAAUCAAAGAGAGUUGGCACCAAAUUGAUGAAGAAUACUCAUCAAGUCCAUGACUCAGAGACUGCAAGCUAUCAUAAAAGCCAGAGGUGGCGCAACUAAAUACUAGAGAUGCGUUUUGACUGUUAUUUCUUUGUUUGUUUCUAAUGAUUCCAUAUAUUUUUUUCUCAGAAUUGAGUGAUUCUAUGUUUAUUUUCCUGCGUUUUCUCUAUAAAAGUAACAUUUACUGACCACAACAAUGUUUUUAUUCAUUUCUUUUAGUGUUUCUGAAUUCUAAAGAGUUGCACUUUUGAACUAAUUCAUUAUUUUUUCGAGCGUUUUCAUCUUAGUUUGUUCUACAUAAUGUCUGAGUGAAUGCUCGUCCGAGAUUGGUGUUUCCAUACUGUUUGCUAGGGGUUGUAGCCAGUGACCGUGCCUUGGCUGUUCUCAACAUUGAAGUUUGAUCGACCCUGUGGUUGCUUGCUAAAUAUAGACCCCCCCCCCCCAAAAGUCGUUUUUAGUUCUUUGAAUCUGCCUACUUUACAUUUUUAGUGUUUCUCAGCCCUCCUCACAGAUGCGACAUCUUAAAUGUUUCACUUUCUUCCCGCCCUGCACUCACAGGGGAACAGUUUUUGGACACCUGAUGUACUGGAAACAAUAAAAGGAUCAUUUUUUUAAGAAUAAAGACGAGGCAUACACUGGUAUCUAUCUGCACAGGGUACUUUAUUUCCUAGAGAGAGUUUUGAUACAGAAACAACAAAUGUACCUUUGUAUUUUUAUGAUGCUUAACGGAUUUAUCGAGCUUUCAUCGUGCUCUUGAGACGGUUUGACACAGCGGGGAGGCCAAUCGUGUGUUGUUGUUCUGGAACAUUCAUCUCAGGGUGCAAAUAGGUGUGAGGGGGAGAGAACAGGCCUCUUUUUUUGUUUUUGUUUUGUUUUUGUGUGUUUUGUUUUGUUGGCCCCGGUGGCUGCACGUUCUUCCUGCAGCCCCCUCAGCAUUCUUCACCCGGAGGCAUGUUGACCUUGUUCGGUUUUACUCAAAUGACAACUGCAAAUAAGACCUUUGAAAACACAAAAAGCGGAAUCCAUACCAGGAGUUUGUUUGUAGCUUCUUCCUGUAAAACACAGGAAUGAAUGUUGUUUUUUUUCCCAUCUGUUUUAUGGAUUUUUUUUUUUUUAAUCUUUUAACAUUUGGAAAUAAAAGUACUUCAUGUCUGUUUA